Molecule: messenger RNA, 3942 nt
Organism: Paramuricea clavata
Lineage: Eukaryota; Metazoa; Cnidaria; Anthozoa; Malacalcyonacea; Plexauridae
Source: the annotation of a GenBank genome assembly
AUGGAUAUAGUUUUAUUUAAUAAAGUACCAUAAUUAUAGGCUGGUAGUACUCAUAAAACCAGUAAAACUGUCCAGCAAUUGGUGACAUUUUUUGCGGUUGGUGGAUAUUGUGUCAAAAGUACGAAUCACCCUCCAGGUUAAAUUACAGAUCAGAGUGAGGAGUAUUCAUUUCACAAUCGAUCACAAAAGGUCUAUUUAAUUCUAUUUUUAUCGAUUUCUGCGGUUUUUGAUUGAAUUUUUAGGGAAGGACAUAACUGUUCUGAAAAGGUACGUUUUGCAGUGUGUAAAGAACAACUGAUCUGUAUUUUAAAGCAGAUGCAUUAUUUGUCGAAUUGAGAUUGUAAGGUGUGCAUGCUAGACGUGCAUGCCUCGUGAGUGCACGCUAGCGUUUAAUACGCUAAAAUUAUGCGAUCAUGCGGAUCAGUCAAAUGCAAGGAGUGUUAGUUUGCUUACGAAAAUCGUGUUCAAUAUUGCUUUUAGCAUUUAUGCACUAGAAGUUUAUAACCACGAGUUUCAUGUAGCAAGCUGCAUGAUUGCAACAUAGCUAUGUUUACUCUUGUGUGACAUUUUAGUCAUACGAUCUUGUGCACACCAUUGGAUUGUGUCAGUGUUGUAACAACUUGGCAACUUUAUAUUACCCAGUAAAUUGAUUUAAAAUAAAUCGAACACAAUAAAUAUACACAGCUAUUAUCCCAUUAUUACAAAUUUACAUUAUUCCCCUUAUUCAUCCACACCAUCAUUGUGAUCACCGUGAUCAACCAUCACAAUCACCACCAUCAUUACUACCAUCAUUGUCACCACUGCCACAACCAUCGGUACCAUAAUCACUGCCAUCAUCAUUAUUCGGUAGCAACAUCAGUACCAUCAUCAGGACCAUCACUACCACCAUCAUCAUGCAAUGUAGUAUCAUCACUACCAUCAUGUCAUGUAGCAUCACCAUCAUCACGCCAUGUAGUAUCAUCACCACUAUCACUGCAGCAUCUUCACCACCAGUGUCCGACCAGCAUCAUAACCAUCACCAUAACUGUUAUCACCACAAUUAUCAUCACCACACCAUCAUCACCAGUACCCUAACCUCACCACCAUCAUCACAAACAUCACCGUGACUGUUAUCACCACAAAUACCAUCAUCACCAUAACCUCCUUUCACCAUUUGACCCUAGAUUCAAACCAUGGCCAACGUACAACCAGAAGAAAGACAUCCACGUGCCCAUCAGAAAUGGAACGGCUGGGGUUACCAAGACUCAAAGUUCCUCAUCAACUCUGAGGGCUUGGCUCAGUUCACCGGCGCUCGCUACCCUAUCAGUGGUCAGGUUUUCCCAAAACUUGUUGAUUGGUUUGUAAAUUAUUGCAAUGCAAACCUGGAGUUCAAAUCCCCUGCACAAAACAUACCAAACGAAGAUGAACUCCCAAAACCAACAAUUAAUCAAAAGUUUUUGUAUGGCCUUCAGAGUUCUGGAUUUGACCAUUCUCUUCAUGGCCAUGAACGGUAAAUUGUUUUUUUUAAUUUUUUACCUUAUGUAUACCCUAUUUCAAUUCUGACAUUGCUCCGGUUUCAUAAAAAUAGAACAAAAUUAAGACGACACUAUAUACAGAAACAUCUCAUUCUGAUCAAACGCAACAUGUUGUUUCUUUCACAAUAGUUUAUUCCGCAGUCACGGGCACACAUCCCAUGAAAUCUAUCUUCUACGUCACGGUGCAAUACCACGUAUACCAGAUAUAGUGGUCUGGCCACGGCACCAUAAGGAAGUCGAAGAAAUCGUAGCUUUAGCCAACGACUGUGGCGUCUGUGUGAUCCCAUUUGGUGGGGGAACCAGCGUAUCCAGUGCUCUGGAAUGCCCCAGCGGUGAACUGAGGAUGAUCGUCAGUUUGGAUAUGACGAAGAUGAAUAAGAUACUCUGGGUUGAUUAUGAGAACAUGACCAUGUGUGCCGAGGCAGGGAUCAUUGGCGAAGAUUUGGAAAGACAAGUAAUUGGAAUGGGUCAUUCCAGAAAACAUCCAUACCUCCACCAUGGCAGAAAUUGAACGUUAAGCCCCCCUACCCCCUUCAGUGUGGAUUCUUUCUGGAAUGACCCAAUGUUAUGGCUCUUUUUUUCUGCAGUAACAGAAACUAACUUUAUUAUUCAUUCAUUUGUUAUUUUCGUUUAGUUGCAUGAGAAAGGUGUCUGUGUGGGGCACGAGCCUGACUCGAUGGAGUUCUGUUCCCUCGGUGGAUGGGUGGCAACUAGGGCAUCUGGGAUGAAAAAGAACGUCUAUGGGAACAUCGAAGAUUUAUUGGUACACGUGAGGUUUGUCACCCCUCAAGGCACGAUGGAGAAGAGUUGUAUGGUACCACGCAUGUCAACUGGACCGGAUAUCCAUCAUGUUAUCAUGGGAUCGGAAGGUACACAAUAUGUUUGCUUCAGAUUAAUAGGAAUGCAAUUACCUGAAAAAUACAAGGAGAACUUCAACGUUUCGAGUGAAGGCACUUCUUCGGGAUGUUAAGGCAAUUUUCCAUUGCAGUCGCUUUGCUUGCGCGGGCGGAGGCAUGAAAAUCUGCUCUUUGCAAAUCUGCUCUUUGCAAUGAACGCUCCGCCCGCGCGGGCAAAGCGACUGCAAUGGAAAAUGGCCUUAAGUAACAAACUGUAGUCCGCUACUAAGUUCCCGAUGAAGCGCCUUCGCUCGAAACGUCGAAGUUCUCCUUGUAUUUUUCAGGUAGUUGUAUCCCUAUCAAUCCAAAGCUUUGUUAUCAUUCCCACUACCUACACUGGCACAGCCACACACAGUUAUAUAUUAGAGAGGUUAGAUACCCCGGUUUCGGUGUACGUGUAGCAUGAUUUUGGUUAGCAAAAUUUGCGUCGAUGUCUGUAUCUUUACUCGUAAUUUAGGUGCACAUUUUUCGCAUUAUAUCAUUGUCUAUUGCAAGAAAACAGAAAAAGUAUGAUCGAAUUGCAGACAUCAGUAAAACAAGAUGACACUACUCGUACCCGUACACCGAAACCGGGGUAUCGUAACCUCUCUAUUGUAGCCACCCCGCGCGUUUCUAAAGCUAAACGUGGUAUAUUCUCUUUUGGUGCUGUAGGUACCCUUGGUGUGGUCACCGAAGUAACAUUACGUAUUCAGCCGCUACCGGAAUGUAUAACCUACGGCUCUGUGGUCUUCCCGAAUUUCGAAUCUGGCGUGGAAUGCCUACGAGAGAUCGCAAAACUACGCUGCGCUCCGGCUUCGAUACGUCUUAUGGACAACCAACAGUUUAAAUUCGGUCAGACCCUAAAACCACAAUCUGGUUCAUUUUUUCAAUCACUUAUGGACGGAAUAAAAACCGUCUACGUUACUAGAUUCAAAGGAUUCGACCCGAACACGCUAUGCGUGGCUACCUUGCUGUUUCAAGGCACACGGGAAAGCGUCGAGAACCAGGAGAAGUUGGUUUAUGCUAUCGCGAAGAAACAUGGCGGGCUGUCAGCCGGAGCUGAAAAUGGGCGACGCGGUUACAUGCUGACGUUUGUAAUCGCUUAUCUCCGUGAUCUGGGCUUUGACUACAGUUUCAUCGCCGAAUCGUUUGAGACAUGCGUGCCAUGGGACAGAGUCGCCACCUUGUGUCGUAAUACCAAGGCUGCUAUAUAUAAGAAGUGUAAAGAUCUGGGAAUCCAGUAUAAGCCAUUGGUCACGUGCAGGGUGACUCAGACCUACGACACUGGUGCUUGUGUGUAUUUCUACUUUGGCUUCAAUUACCACGGACUGCCCGAUCCGUUAGCCUUGUACCAGGAAAUCGAAGACGGUGCCAGGGACGAAGUGUUAGCCAAUGGUGGCAGCCUCUCGCAUCAUCACGGCAUUGGCAAGUUAAGAAAGAAAUGGCUUCCGGCGACGGUCUCGACCGUUGGCGUCGAAGUCAUGCGAGGGAUUAAGAAAUCUUUGGAUCCUAACAAUACCUUUGGUAGCGGAAACUUAAUAUCGAAAUUAUAA